Molecule: messenger RNA, 1902 nt
Organism: Penicillium subrubescens
Lineage: Eukaryota; Fungi; Ascomycota; Eurotiomycetes; Eurotiales; Aspergillaceae
Gene: skn7
Exons: 7
Coding region: 1-1902 (633 amino acids)
Biological process (GO): regulation of DNA-templated transcription; phosphorelay signal transduction system
Molecular function (GO): phosphorelay response regulator activity; sequence-specific DNA binding; DNA-binding transcription factor activity
Source: RefSeq, a predicted model, not a curated record
AUGGAGGGUGGCCAGACCUCGUCGAAUCCCGCCCCCGCUGGGAACUCCAGCGACUUCGUGCGCAAACUGUAUAAGAUGCUGGAGGAUCCCUCCUACGCGUCCAUCGUACGAUGGGGUGAUGAAGGGGAUAGUUUUGUAGUCCUCGAGUGCGAAAAAUUCACCAAGACCAUCCUACCAAAACACUUCAAGCAUAGCAACUUUGCCAGUUUCGUCCGCCAACUCAACAAGUACGAUUUCCACAAGGUCCGCCAGAACAACGAGGAGAAUGGCCAGUCACCGUAUGGGCAAAACGCAUGGGAGUUCAAACACCCCGAGUUCCGAGCCAACAGCAAGGAUUCGCUAGACAAUAUUCGCCGCAAGGCCCCUGCCCCCCGCAAGCAGACCCAGACCAACGACGAGGCCGCUCCCACGCAACAAAUUGACCUGCUCAACCAACAGAUUGUCGCCCAGCAACAGCAAAUCCAACAUCUCUCCGAUCGCUAUGCUCAGCUCACAGUGGAUCAUCAGCUCAUGUUGCAGGAGGUCAUGCGGGUACAGAAGACCGUGUUGAACCACGAGAAUGUCAUUCACCAGGUCAUGACUUACCUGCUCUCGGUAGAUGCGCGCCAACGGAGGGACAGCAAGGCUCUCUCAUUCCAGGGACAGGGCGUGAGCCCGUCUCAGGUCGGGGCCGUGGACGACGAGCCAUCCUCGCCUCUCCAGCAGGCAUCGAAGCUGUUGAAUGACAUGAACUCCGAGAUGCAGUUCAACUUGGCGGCCGUGGAUCCGACGGCCAACGAUCCUACAAAGGCGGCUGCAGUCCCGGUGGCUGCUCCCCCUAUGGAUCCCACGACUCGAAAUGGGGUCGCAAUUGCUCGUCCAGUGACUACCGCACCACCAAACCCUGCGGCGAUGGUCUAUCCCAAGAUGGGCGGCGACCUGGAACAGGUGGUUUACCCUGUGGGUGCCACCAAUGGUAUCGAUCCGAUGUAUAGCGACCACGUGAAUAACGUGCCCUACCCCAUGCCCGCCAAGCCAGAGGUUGAUCCUGCUGAGGCUCGGCGCUACCAAGACAACGGCAACCGGAAGAAGACCACCCACGUCGAUCCCGGUUGGGUGCGCAGUCCGCAAAUCUUGCUGGUCGAGGACGACGCGACUUGUCGACAGAUUGGCGGCAAAUUCCUAUACUCUUUCAACUGUGUUGUUGAUACUGCGUUCGACGGUCUGGAGGCUGUAAACAAGAUGCAAGGCGGUUCGAAAUACGAUCUGAUUCUCAUGGAUAUCAUCAUGCCGAACCUAGACGGUGUAUCCGCCUGCCAUCUCAUUCGCCAAUUCGACCGCACUCCUAUCAUCGCCAUGACAUCUAACAUCCGUAGUGAUGAUAUUCAACUCUACUUCCAACAUGGUAUGGAUGACGUUCUACCAAAACCUUUCACCCGCAAGAGUCUUCUCGGUAUGCUGGAAAAGCACUUGGUGCAUCUCAAGACUAUGGCGCAGGGAAUCGAAGCUGCCCCACCUACCGCAGUAGCAGUGACAAUGGCGGCUCAAACAUCGGCCACGCAAUCAAUCAAAGAGGAUAACAGCUCCCCUGGUCAAUCUCCGGCUGGAUCGAUGAACAAUUGGCAAUCACCCGGUCAGUUCCAUGGCAUGGCGCCGGUGCCACAACCCAUAACCGCGGUCCCGGGACAGUACGUGGCUGCCCCUGGCGCACCACCGGGAGCCUAUACGGUGGACCAAAACGGCGUACAGUUCCCUGCGCCGCCCCCGGUUACUGUUCCUUCCAGCGGUGCCCCUCCUCGGCCCCAGCAUCGUCGGCAAAUGUCGGAGAUGGCCAGUGCCACAGAAAACCCGAAUGUCAAACGACAGCGCAUGUACCCUCAACCUCAACCGAUGAUGGCCGUACAAGCUGGGCGACCUGGCUAA